UCUAAAUCUAAAUUAUUUGAUUUUUAAAUAAGGUUUUUUUAUGAUUUAAGAAGAAUAAAAGGUAAAAAAAAAUGUGUCCGGUGGAUAGCAUGGCUUUAGCCAACAAAAAAAAUUUAGUAGACAAAUCUAAAUUGGUUUCGGAACUUCACCGAAUCAACAAAGAAGAAAGAACCGACAUCAGGCUCCUAAACAACGCGAAACAACGCUUCAAAAAUCGCUACAACAAAUUAGAUUCGUUCGGGGGGACCGAAAAAAGCAGCAAUGAUGACCCCUCGGACGUUGUAAUGUACGAAACUCACACCCCCGGGUUCUGUUAUCGCAGAAACGGAGAGUGCCGAAGCACUCAAAGUUCAAUCAAAAACACCGCUUUGGGAUACAACGAUAUUCACGGAAUGGUUUUUUCCGACGACGAAGUGGAUAUUGACAAGAUUUUGUGCCUACUUUUGUUGAGAGCACAUUCAACGGAGACUUUAUCGGCCCCGUCAAAGAAUGAAAAACCCGGGAAAAUACUCCAAAGGGAUCAAAGCCCUUUAGAACGCCUCGUGGAGCGAUCAAAAAAGAAAUAUGUCGAGGAUAAGAUGAUUAAGAUGCUUCCUAUUCAUGUUUUAACUGUUAAUCGAGGGAAAUCUAACGAUGUAAUAAGAGAUGGACGCUUGGCGGCUCGAUUAAUAAUUAAUGACAAAUUAAAUCAAUUAAUUAAAAGUGUGAUGAUGGCUCUGGAUAACUCAAAUAGUGAUAAAUUAAAAGAAUUAAUCGCUAAAGCCCAUAACAACGAUUAUUUAAAACACCUGAUUUGUCACCCUGAUAUGCAAGACUUUAUUAACAGCUUAAAUGGGUUCAAUGUUGUAUCUUGUUGCGAAUCCUUCCAAAUGACCCCCCCUUUCAAGUGCAUCCCAAUCGAAAUUAAAAUAAAAACCGCAACUGGUUACGUAGAAAGCCUCGUUAAUCAAAUUAGAAGGAACAUUUUUAAGCUCCCCAUUAAUUGUUGCUGGGAAAAAGGGGGAAAUAAUUUUUUUCAACUCUAUUAUAACCCGUUGGAGUGCCCUAAACGCACCGAAACGAUCGAUGGAAAUGAAAAAGAGAUUUUUUCGGAGAGAUUAGAUGAAACCCAGAAGCAAUCUUCAUCAUUUGGGACAACGAGCAAUCUUUUAAGCAGGCCCCAGUCGAGUGCUGGAAGAUCCUCGAUUACGGGAAGAACCGAGUCGAUGGAAUCAAUCGAUGAUGAAAAUAAUAAGAUUAAUGAGAAACGUCGCAAAUAUAAAAAUCCCGGGAAUAUUAAUAAAAUGAAUUUGGAUGAGGUUGCCGCUUAUAUCACGAAGAAGGCGAAUAACGCGAUACAAAAAGACCUAAAGAAUCUACAACAAAUUAUUUUUCCCAUUCAGCAAGAUCAGGAAAAUAUCCAAGAAGAAUUGUCGAAUUUCCAAUUUAUUCCACCGAAGGAAGAGAUAAAAUAUGGAAAAAAAGGGAAACAAUAUUCGUUGAAACAAACUACGUGCCCCGCGUGUUGUGAAAAGUGGAAAGUGCCUCUUCCGCCGCCGAAAUCUUCGGUGAUCAAAAAGAACGUUUUGCAAAAACAAGAUGUGGCUCCGAGUGAUAGUUCGCAUCAUUUAUCGAUGGUUUUAGAGAGGGAAUUGCAAUUUUGGAACCAAUACAAUACCAAAUCAAGUCGUAGUAUAAUUAGUGCUUCGAUGAAAAUCGCACCGAAACGAUUUUAUAGAGCUAAUGUAAUCGAAAUUAUCGAUUUGGACGAAUUAGAUUUGGCGAAAAUUAGACAACAGAUUCGCGAGAGGGAAACCGGGAAGAAACUCCAACAAUUUCUUACUCAUUAAAAAUUAAAUAAAUUUAGAAUUUUGGGUUUAA
Molecule: messenger RNA, 1860 nt
Organism: Onthophagus taurus
Lineage: Eukaryota; Metazoa; Arthropoda; Insecta; Coleoptera; Scarabaeidae
Source: RefSeq, a predicted model, not a curated record